AUGGACUUUGUUCAGGAUUUCUUCAUCCCUGAGGAUAGCACUGCAAUCUUGCACUUAGCGGUGGAGCAUGGAGUAUUUGAACUUGUAGAAGAGUGUCUAAAUGCUUUUCCUGAUCUAAUUUGGUAUGCAGACAAACCCCCCAAAAGUGCGCCGCCGCGGCAUGCUUAUUAUACAAGCGCAGUCGUAGGACGUUUGUUGUGGAAAGAUGCUACUCAACAUGAACAUCCAAGCACAUCCACCGCAAAAGUGUAUCAUCAUGGUACUGACUAUGCAGACACAACCUCUGGACAUUGGGAGUGGCAUGAGGGUCAAUAUGCCGACACAGCCACCCGCACCGGACGUUUGUUGUUGCAUGUAGCUAUUGAGCAUCGCCGAGUGGAGAUAUUUAAUUACAUGAUCGCUUACAUUGGAAAAAAUACUAAGGCGUAUGCCGAUUUAAAACUCGAAGGGAAUAACAAUUCUCUUCAUUUGGCAGCAAAAUUGGCUCCUACACCUCAACUCCAAGCUGUCCCAGGUCCUGCAUUUCAGAUGCAGCGAGAAUUACAAUGGUUUAGGGCUGUGGAAGAAUUAGUUUAUGAUGAGUUAAAGACGGAAAAGAACUUAGACGACAAAACACCUCGAGAAGUAUUCUUUGAUGCCCAUAAAGAUUUGCUAAGCAGUGCAAAGGAAUGGAUGAAGGACACAUCAAAUUCGUGCAUGGUGGUAGCUACUCUAGUCGCAACAGUUGCAUUUGCUGCUAUGAUCACCGUACCGGGUGGCAAUAAUAGUAACACGGGCGUCCCUAUUCUGGCCAGGACAAAACUUUUCGUGGCAUUUUCCGUAUCAAACGCAUUGUCCAUGGUAUCCUCCGCUGUUUCGCUGCUCAUGUUCCUCUCAAUUCAAACAUCUAGAUAUACAGAAGGGGAUUUUCUGGAUUCACUUCCCAAGAAAUUGCUUCGAGGUCUACUUUCCUUGUUCAUUGCUAUAGCCACAAUUAGGGCUCCACAAUGA
Messenger RNA from Coffea eugenioides, 990 nucleotides. Its product is annotated as ankyrin repeat-containing protein NPR4-like. Lineage: Eukaryota; Viridiplantae; Streptophyta; Magnoliopsida; Gentianales; Rubiaceae. Bases 1 to 990 code for a protein of 329 amino acids. The transcript is spliced from 3 exons. The record is from RefSeq and is a predicted model, not a curated record.